Dovyalis caffra is the source of this 549-nucleotide messenger RNA. NCBI's taxonomy places the organism in Eukaryota, Viridiplantae, Streptophyta, Magnoliopsida, Malpighiales, Salicaceae. The record is from the annotation of a GenBank genome assembly.
AUGACCCGGCCCUUGACCACCAACUUCACGAAAAUGUGUGUAUAUAUACAUAUUGCUACGGAAUUUGAAAUCAAACCGGACGUUUCUAAUUUGCCACCUUUUCACUUGAAACACAAAAUGGAAACACAUGAAGGAGAGAAGAAGAAACGCAAGCAAGCGAAAGGAAGAGGAGAGAAUGCGUAUAGGGGGAUUCGCAAAAGACCUUGGGGUAAGUUUGCUGCUGAGAUACGUGACCCAACAAAGAAUGGGGCACGUCGUUGGCUAGGAACAUUUGACACAGCAGAGGAAGCGGCUCGAGCAUAUGACCGAGCUGCUUUUACCUUCCGGGGUCGUUUAGCCAUCCUCAACUUCCCGAACGAAUACCAACAUCAGGAUCCAAACUCUACCAUCUCAUUUGCUUCUUCAUCUUCAUUCUCCACUGCCAAUCCUGAGAAUUAUGUCCAUGAAGUUUCCUCUACUAUUGGACAAGAAGUAAUAGAGUUUGAGUAUUUGGAUAACAAAUUGUUGGAGGAGCUGCUUGGGACACAUGAUCACGGCAGGCAGCAUUAA